Messenger RNA from Poecilia latipinna (sailfin molly), 1358 nucleotides. Its product is annotated as myelin-oligodendrocyte glycoprotein-like. Gene Ontology annotation, cellular component: external side of plasma membrane. Gene Ontology annotation, molecular function: signaling receptor binding. The record is from RefSeq and is a predicted model, not a curated record. NCBI's taxonomy places the organism in Eukaryota, Metazoa, Chordata, Actinopteri, Cyprinodontiformes, Poeciliidae. Gene Ontology annotation, biological process: regulation of cytokine production; T cell receptor signaling pathway. Bases 83 to 736 code for a protein of 217 amino acids. The transcript is spliced from 3 exons.
UUUACUCCCUUAAGUUUCAGUUUCUCUGAUCGCGCAGCGCAGUAUCCAACCGUCAGUAACUCGAUGUUUUUCUGCUGCAGAAAUGAUAUUUUUGCAUUUAUUCGCGUAUUUUCUGCUGAUCCUGCAGGUUUCUGCUGCUGACGUGGCGGUGACACCAGGAGGAGCUGCUGACCUGCAGUGCCAGACUCCCGGCGCCGCGGCGGCCACCGUGGUGGAGUGGACCAAAGACGGCCUGCCGGCCAGCGAAUACGUCUUCUUCUACCGCAACGGCCGGCCGUACGAGAAGUACCAGCACGACUCCUUCAGAGGCCGAGUGGCGCUGAAGAACCGGUCCGGUCCGGGCAGCGGGGACGUGUCUGUGGUCCUGAAGAACGUCUCUGUGGAGGACGAGGGGACGUACCGGUGUCGGGUUCGGAUGAGCAGCUCUGGGACCGAGGCGGAGGAACACCUUCAGGUCAGCCGGCUGAGGGUCGCGCUGCGGUCAGGAAACGAAGCAGGAAACGAAGCAGGAAACGAAGCAGGAAAUGAACCAGGAAACGAAGCAGGAAACGAAGCAGGAAACGAAGCAGGAAAUGAAGCAGGAAACGUCCAGAGAGUUUUCACAGACGGAGCAGCGGGUCCAAACGUCGCCGUCCUGGUUGGAGUCCUCAUGGUUUGUGUUUGUGUUGCUGCUGGUGUCGGUUUUUAUCUGUUCAGGAGAAACAAAUCCUCUCAUCAGAGGACAGAAGUUGUGUGAAGCUGAGAACAAGAAAAUCAUUUUAUUUCAGUUUUAUUUCAGAGCUGUAAAAAGCUUCAACCUUCUGAAAACAAACGGAGAUCCUCGAUUAAACCAGUUUAUUAUGGAAAUAAUUUGGGAGAAAAGCAUUAAAAUAAAAAUAAAAUCACUACAGAAGACGAAGCGUUGAUGUUGGAGGAGAAGAAAAGGAAAUGAAAACCUUUUUGAUCUGAUCUGUGAAUCUCGUUUCCUCUGGUUGACGGUGUGAUGUCAUGUCCAGAGUGUGUUCAUGUAAAUGUUCAGAUGUAAACAGGAUGUGUGUGUUCAUGUAAAUGUUCAGAUGUAAACAGGAUGUGUGUGUUCAUGUCAUGUCGGUUUAAACUGAGUUUUCUCUAAAUAACCUUUUUUACAGUGUAACUGAUCCUCUGUGACCAAAUCUUUAACAUUUCUUCAUCUGUAAUAAUUAUAACAAUGUUCUGUAAACUAAAAUCACUACAUUAGAGCCAUUUUACUUGUGUUAAAUUGUGUGAAUAUGGUUUUAUACGUUUUAUUAUAUUUUACUGUAAAAAAUCAAAGUUUGUGUCGUUUUUCUCUGUUUGCUGCUCAUUUUGACUCAGGAUUGAAUAAAUAAGUGAAACCUGAA